This is a messenger RNA of Hippopotamus amphibius kiboko, 1224 nucleotides long. RefSeq names its product tachykinin receptor 1 (gene TACR1). The coding region runs from base 1 to 1224 and encodes 407 amino acids. The record is from RefSeq and is a predicted model, not a curated record. Gene Ontology annotation, cellular component: sperm midpiece; plasma membrane. The transcript has 5 exons. Gene Ontology annotation, molecular function: substance P receptor activity. Lineage: Eukaryota; Metazoa; Chordata; Mammalia; Artiodactyla; Hippopotamidae. Gene Ontology annotation, biological process: G protein-coupled receptor signaling pathway; positive regulation of flagellated sperm motility.
AUGGAUAACGUCCUCCCAGUGGACUCAGACGUCUUCCCAAACAUCUCCACCAACACCUCGGAGCCCAACCAGUUUGUGCAGCCGGCCUGGCAAAUUGUCCUUUGGGCAGCUGCCUACACAGUCAUUGUGGUGACCUCCGUGGUGGGCAACGUGGUGGUGAUGUGGAUCAUUUUGGCCCACAAGAGAAUGAGGACAGUUACUAACUAUUUCCUUGUGAACCUGGCCUUCGCAGAGGCCUCCAUGGCUGCAUUCAAUACAGUGGUGAACUUCACCUACGCUGUCCACAACGAGUGGUACUACGGCCUGUUCUACUGCAAAUUCCACAACUUCUUCCCCAUUGCUGCUGUCUUUGCCAGUAUUUACUCCAUGACGGCUGUGGCCUUCGAUAGGUACAUGGCCAUCAUCCACCCCCUCCAGCCCCGGCUGUCGGCCACAGCCACCAAGGUGGUCAUCUGUGUCAUCUGGGUCCUGGCUCUCCUCCUGGCCUUCCCCCAGGGCUACUACUCAACCACGGAGACCAUGCCCAACAGAGUGGUGUGCAUGAUCGAAUGGCCAGAGCAUCCCAACAAGAUUUAUGAGAAAGUGUACCACAUCUGUGUGACGGUGCUGAUCUACUUCCUCCCCCUGCUGGUCAUAGGUUACGCGUACACUGUAGUGGGCAUCACGCUGUGGGCCAGCGAGAUCCCUGGGGACUCCUCUGACCGUUACCACGAGCAAGUCUCUGCCAAGCGCAAGGUGGUUAAGAUGAUGAUUGUUGUUGUAUGCACCUUUGCCAUCUGCUGGUUGCCCUUCCACAUCUUCUUCCUCCUGCCUUACAUCAACCCUGAUCUCUACCUGGAGAAGUUUAUUCAGCAGGUUUACUUGGCCAUCAUGUGGCUGGCUAUGAGCUCUACCAUGUACAACCCCAUCAUCUACUGCUGCCUCAAUGACAGGUUCCGUCUGGGCUUCAAGCAUGCCUUUCGGUGCUGCCCUUUCAUCAGUGCUGGCGACUAUGAGGGGCUUGAAAUGAAAUCCACUAGGUACCUCCAGACCCAGGGCAGCGUGUAUAAAGUCAGCCGCCUGGAGACCACAGUCUCCACAGUGGUGGGGGCCCAUGAGGAAGACCUGGAGGAAGGCCCCAAGGUCAUGCCCUCAUCCCUGGACCAGACCUCCAAUGACUCCUCUCGCAGUGACUCCAAGACCAUGGUGGAGAGCUUCAGCUUCUAUUCCAACGUGCUCUCCUAG